This is a messenger RNA of Mus musculus (house mouse), 1325 nucleotides long. RefSeq names its product myozenin 2 (gene Myoz2). The transcript is spliced from 7 exons. Gene Ontology annotation, cellular component: Z disc. Gene Ontology annotation, molecular function: telethonin binding. The record is from RefSeq and is marked validated. The coding region runs from base 441 to 1148 and encodes 235 amino acids. NCBI's taxonomy places the organism in Eukaryota, Metazoa, Chordata, Mammalia, Rodentia, Muridae.
AGUCUUCUCAGAAAGGCUCAGUCCCCUGUUUGAGUCAGAUCGAGGGACCAUGCCGUUCCAGGUUCAAGGAUAAAACCCAUUGGGCCCAAGUGCCGUCAUAUUCCACCUUCAGUGCCUUCCUCCACAAUUGGGAUUCACCCCUGCUGAAAAGCGCAGCCUGACAGCAAGGGAACAAAAAACUAUGCUAUCACAUAGUGCCAUGGUGAAGCAAAGGAAACAGCAAGCAUCAGCCAUCACGAAGGAAAUCCAUGGACAUGCAAAUGAAGCCUUGCACCAUGAAAAUAUUCACAUCUAGAGUCAUGAAACCUUGUGAGGCAUCUGGAAACCUGGAUGAGUGUAGUAUUUCACAUCAUCUUUUCCAUAAAGCAAGCUGUUCUACCAAUCAAAGUGUCUUGCAUACCGGCCACAUACCGCAGUCAUGUUGAAAGGAUGUUGACGGCAUGGACCUGGGCAAAAAAGUUAGCAUCCCCAGAGACAUCAUGAUAGAAGAAUUGUCCCAUUUCAGUAAUCGUGGGGCCAGGCUGUUUAAGAUGCGUCAAAGAAGAUCUGACAAAUACACCUUUGAAAAUUUCCAGUAUGAAUCUAGAGCACAAAUUAAUCACAAUAUCGCCAUGCAGAAUGGGAGAGUUGAUGGAAGCAACCUGGAAGGUGGCUCACAGCAAGGCCCCUCAACUCCGCCCAACACCCCCGAUCCACGAAGCCCCCCAAAUCCAGAGAACAUCGCACCAGGAUAUUCUGGACCACUGAAGGAAAUUCCUCCUGAAAGGUUUAACACGACGGCCGUUCCUAAGUACUACCGGUCUCCAUGGGAGCAGGCGAUUGGCAGCGAUCCGGAGCUCCUGGAGGCUUUGUACCCAAAACUUUUCAAGCCUGAAGGAAAAGCAGAACUGCGGGAUUACAGGAGCUUUAACAGGGUUGCCACUCCAUUUGGAGGUUUUGAAAAAGCAUCAAAAAUGGUCAAAUUCAAAGUUCCAGAUUUUGAACUACUGCUGCUGACAGAUCCCAGGUUCUUGGCCUUUGCCAAUCCUCUUUCGGGCAGACGAUGCUUUAACAGGGCGCCAAAGGGGUGGGUAUCUGAGAAUAUCCCCGUCGUGAUCACAACUGAGCCUACAGAAGACGCCACUGUACCGGAAUCAGAUGACCUGUGAGAGGGAAGCUGGGGAUGCCACAGGAAGUUCUGCACAUAGAAGCUGCUGUUGGUCUGCUUAGGGCAAAGCCAUUGGAGUUGCUCACCUCUAAAGUCACUCAAUAGCAGUUAAGUACAUUUCAUCUUAUGGCACUUAAUUUGAACUGGACAAUUAAAUUCUUAUUUUAAAAACUUUUAA